Messenger RNA from Paramecium pentaurelia, 1730 nucleotides. Lineage: Eukaryota; Ciliophora; Oligohymenophorea; Peniculida; Parameciidae. The record is from the annotation of a GenBank genome assembly.
AUGAAUUAUUAGUCUUAGACCUCUAUAGUAAAUCAAUGUUUUGGCUCUAAAUUAGGAAAAUUAAAAAUGAGAACUUAGAUUUUAAUUAUCAAUUGUGUAAUUUUAGCUAUAAUCAUUCCUUCAAUAAUAUUGGCCUAAACAAUUAACUUAUAUUAUGUUUAAUAGAUACUAAGUGAUUCUGAAAAGGAUAUUAUGCUUAAGGAGAUGUUUAAUCAUCUAACAAAUUCAGCAGAUUCUAUAAAUGGAUAACUAAAUUCUGUAUUUACUAGAAGUAUAAUUUUAUAUAUCAUAUAAGCAUAAAUUACCUUGACUAAUCUGAAUUAAUUAUAUUGGCUUUAAUUAAGAAAUAACAUUUGGAUCAAUAAACCAAUCACUCGUCUUUGUGACUAUAACUCAUCAUUUAUGCCUCCUGAUCAUUUCUAUUCUAUACCAUGCUAUUCAUAUUUUGCAAUUAAUUAAAAUGAUAUUGAACCCUUAGAAGAUUCAACAUAAUAAAUAUUAAGAAAUCAUACUUAUUUAAUAAGUUCAAUUAUCUUAAGUAUGAUGGGUCUUGAUGAUCCAUUUAUGCCUAAUUAAUUUUAUUUUGUAUCUUCAAUAGACCUUUAUGAAUAUACUUAUAUUUACCCUUAAUCUAUAAAAGUACCAAAUUUUCAUCCUAAAGAGAGAAUAUGGUAUUAAUAACAUUUUGAAAAUUUAAAAAAAGAUAAAUACAAUAAUACUCAGGUAAGUGAUGUUUAUAAAUAUUUUGGUACAGAACCUACUUAUUCUAUGACAAUGACGUAAUCAAUGCUUAAUUUAAUUUGGGAUGUUUAAGGGAUAUUUUGUUCUGACAUAGUUUUUUAAAAGAGUAUGAUAAGAGUGAACUCAAUUAAUAUUAUGAUAGCUGAUUAAAAUGGAUAAUUAUUAUUAACAAAUUAUAAAAAUAAAGAAAUAUCCAAUUCAUCCGAACUUAAAAAUUUUGCAGAUUCUGAAAUAACAGGUUUUAAUUCUGAAGAUUGGAACUCUCUAAUCAAUUAUCAUAAUAAAAAUCUUGUUUAAUCUACAUGCUAUCUAAAAACUCAUAAUAUAUUAUGUAGAUAUAAUACUGUAUAUGAAAAAGAUGUUGUAAUAACUAUAUAAAAGCUUAGAAACAUAAAUUAUUAUUUAAUUCUCUUUUAUGAUUUAUAAAUAGAAAAUGAUAUUUCUGAAUAAAUGAAAGAUUUAAAUUAAAUAUUUUAUAAAGAAAUUUAGUGGAUUGCAUAAAUUGUAAUAUCAAUAUUUAUUGGUUUAAUAUUUAUCUCAAUUAUAUUGAUUUACCUAAUAUUUUUACCCAUUUAUCAAGUAAUUGAUCGAUCAUCAUUAUAUUUAUAAAAAGGAUAAUAAUUAAAUAAUUGCAGUUCAUAUGAUUUUAAAAAUUAAAUCUAAAAUUAAAUCUUAAAAAAAAAAGUAGAAUCCUACAAUAGUAGUAAAUUAUAUGAGUAUAUUUAGGUAAUGCAUUAUAUUAGUUCAAAAUUAAAUUUGAUUCAUUAUUUGAUAGAGUCUUAACAUAAACAAUGACAAUCAAUCCUUAAUGUAAAAUACUUUAACAAUUUAAAUAUCCUAGAAAUAAUACAAUAAAUGUUUUAUAAAUAUAGAAAUUACUUAUAGAAGGAUAGAUAAAAGAUGAUUAUUAUGUAGAUAAUAAUAAUGAUUAUCGAAAUAAAAAAAUCUGUUUAAAGAAAUCCUUUAGUUUACAUAUUUAAUCAAAUUGA